UUUUUUUGACGGCCGCGACGAAGGCCAUCUCAUCUAAGACGUCCAUACACCCGAUCGUCUAGACGCCGCCGUCGCACAAAACCCCUCCUCGAGACCUGUUAGCGCGGCCACUCACUCACUCACCUCACUCGUUCGCUCGGCCCUCUUUGCGACCCAAAUCACGACCACUCUGUGGAAGACGCGCAUCAUCGUCAACGCGCGCAGCAGUCGCCCGCUCCGAAUCCCAAAUCCAAAAUACCACAGCAACCCACCUAACUCACCGACCUCACCAACUCACCUGCGACUCAGCCAACCCCCCCAAAACCGGCGCCAUGCCGCCCGCCACCCGAAACCAACCGCGCGCGCCCGCGCCCGCGUCCGCACCGGCGAUGGACCCCAACCACGUCGCGCACGUCCUCGUAAUCCCGCGGCAGCAGCAACAAGACCCGCCGCCGCCGCCCACCCACACGACCACCAUCCCGGCCUACUACGGCUCCCUCACGGGCGGGCCCGACCCGGGCGCGGUCGCGGGCAUCACGAUCGGCGCCGUCGCGGGCUUCGUGCUGCUGCUCUGGCUGGUGUACACGUGCGUCAACAUGCGCAACCCGGGCGCGGCCGGCGGGGACGGCACGUCCACGGUGGUCACCGAGGGGUCCGGGUCCGUCUACACGCGCCGCCGCCAGCAGCAGCGCAGCCGCAGCCGGCGCAGGCACUCGCACUCGCGGCAUCAUAAUAAGGAGACGGUGGAGGUGCGGCGCGGGAGUGCCACGGUGCGUGGUGGACCCGUGGUGGUCGAGGAGGUGGUGGCGGCGUCGUCGAUGGCGCCGAGCGAGUUUGAUCGCGUGGUGGUGCAGGAGGAGAGAAGGAGGCGGAGUGUCAGCCGCGCGCGCAUGGCGCACCCGCCGAGGAGGGUGGUCUCGAGUAGUGGGGAGUCGGAUGACGAUGAUGAUGACGAGGAUGAGGUGGUGGUGAUUGAGGAGCAUAGCCCGUCGCGGCGGCGCAGGAGCAGGGUGCGGAGUGUGGAGAGACGGUCGAGCGGGUUUCGCGAGGUUGAUCCGGACCGGUUUGGUGGUGGCGAUGCCUCGUUUGUGGAGGUGCGCCGGCAGGGGAGUCGGAGGUGAUGCGGGUUAGUUGUGGUUUGUUGGGAGGGGGAGCUUGCCUGGGUAGGUGUGGUUGAUUUUGGAUGGGUUGAGGUCUUGGGGAAGUCAGUGUUAUGAAUACGGGUUGCGGGAGGUUUGGGUGUCUUUUUCUCGGCGCUGGGAUGUAAAUGAUGGACGAGGUGGGUACGGUACGGUACUGUGGAUGGGUGGCAGGAAUUGUGUGUUAAUAGAUAAACGAAUGGUUUGGAUGAAUCGGUUGUUCUUUCUGAAAGAUAUAGGGAAUUACGAUACAUUGCGAUACAUAUCCUCUUUACACUUCUAAUCGAGCUGCGAUUUUAACUGUUACCAACGUCCAUUUUUUAUCCACUUUACACCCAUCAUUUUUUUCCUACCCGCUACCUAGGCACGCUAGGUAAUUCGAAUAUCACCCGCGUCGAAUCCCUUCCUUGCUUCACUCAUAUGCGCCAAGCUUGCCCAAUGUAAG
Chaetomium fimeti is the source of this 1563-nucleotide messenger RNA. RefSeq lists its product as uncharacterized. Bases 312 to 1100 code for a protein of 262 amino acids. NCBI's taxonomy places the organism in Eukaryota, Fungi, Ascomycota, Sordariomycetes, Sordariales, Chaetomiaceae. The transcript has a single exon. The record is from RefSeq and is a predicted model, not a curated record.